GCGAUACUACGCCUCGAAGCCAACGAGUCCGUGUUCGUAGCAGCCCACACGUCUGCGGGUAAGACAGUCGUGGCUGAGUACGCUAUAGCACUAGCGGCGCAACACAUGAUGAGAGCUAUCUACACGUCCCCCAUCAAGGCCCUGUCCAAUCAGAAGUUCCGCGACUUUAAGGAUACGUUUGAGGACGUUGGCUUGCUCACAGGUGAUGUGCAAAUAAACCCGGAGGCGUCGUGUCUGAUCAUGACCACAGAGAUUCUGCGGUCAAUGUUAUACAGAGGAGCCGAUCUGGUGCGCGAUGUCGGAUGGGUGAUAUUCGAUGAGGUGUGUGCGUGGAUGGGGAAUGCGUUUGUGCAGCAGUGA
Molecule: messenger RNA, 360 nt
Organism: Sphaeroforma arctica JP610
Lineage: Eukaryota; Ichthyosporea; Ichthyophonida
Exons: 2
Biological process (GO): nuclear-transcribed mRNA catabolic process, 3'-5' exonucleolytic nonsense-mediated decay
Cellular component (GO): Ski complex
Molecular function (GO): ATP binding; RNA helicase activity; nucleic acid binding
Source: RefSeq, a predicted model, not a curated record